Caenorhabditis angaria is the source of this 2575-nucleotide messenger RNA. NCBI's taxonomy places the organism in Eukaryota, Metazoa, Nematoda, Chromadorea, Rhabditida, Rhabditidae. The record is from the annotation of a GenBank genome assembly.
AUGUGGUCAUUAACAAGUAGCACACUUAUAGCAUCGGGAUGUUUAUUCACAUAUGUUGUAUUUUUGGCAUUUGUAUCAUUUCCAGCAGAUUGGGUAACAAGCACGACUUUUGGUGUGAAUAUUCAAAAAUUGCCAGAAAAUGAAUCUAAUUUUUGGAACAUUUGCCAUCUUCCAAAAUAUGACAUUUGGGAUGAAGAAAUCAUACAGGUCUGUUUAUAUUAUUUUGCUCUUUUUGUUUAUUCAAAUUUCGGCUAAUUUUCUUUUUUCUCUACGCCAUACAAAUUUGUUUAUUUUAUACCAGGCGGGAAUAUAUGUAUAUAUUUUUCAGUAUUUUGAUCCGGAUACGAAUCCGUUAAAAAAAUGCGACAGUAAAUUUCAUCGAAUGACCGAAUUGCGAGAUUCACAAUGGUCGAUUAUUGAAACAGAGGAGAAUUUUAAAAAUAAUAAGACGACAAAUUGUCGCGCAAGGUAUGGAAAAUUACGGAAUUAUGUUCGAAGACAGAACAGAACAAAAAGUGAAAUAUUUUUGUAGAUGUCAUACACGAAAGUCUGAACGGGAGAAUUUUAUUGGAAAUUGGAGUUAUGUUCCAGGACCAGUUAAUUGUGAAGUGUUAGAAACAGUUUGCAGUAAUAAAAGAGGAAUUGAUUUCUAUGGAUGGUUGCAUAGUCAAAUUGUAGAAACGUGGGUUUUUGAAACACAUUUUGACAAUGAGAAGAUGAAAGUUUUUCUUCAAUACCCUUUGAACCUUGUUCUCAAUCAAAGAAACAAUUAGUUCAUUUCUGUCUUACCAGAUAAUAUUAUAUUAUUGCAGAGCAUGGAAUAAUUUUUAUCAGCGUGAUAAAUCAAACAAAAAAAACACCUUAAUGAAAUUUAUACUAUUGAAUUCCAUUUUUUGCAGCCCUUUGGAACCGCCUAAAUACAGUACAACUGGUAUGAAACAAUAUGAUGUGGUUGUUAUUUUAAUUGAUUCUUUAUCACAUACACAAGCUGUAAGAUCACUUCCAAGAACUCUUUCAUAUUUUAAAAAUCAUAUGGAAGGUGUUGUAUUUCCAUAUAUGAAUAAAGUUGGUGAAAAUAGUCGACCAAAUGGUGUUGCACUAUGGUUUGGAAAAUCAAUGGAGAAAGUUGAUCGUAGUUUAUUUGAAGAACCAACAAUUGAUCGCGAUUGGAAACAUAGUUAUUUUUGUAAAACAUUCAAGGAUAAUGAGACGUUUUUAUUCAAAGAAUUUCAUGAUUAUGGUUAUAAAACAAUGUUGGGAGAAGAUUGGUCAGAAGGAACAAUGAAUUGGCCAAAUUGUGUUGGAUUUGAAAAACAACCAACUGAUCAUUAUAUGAGACCAUUUCAAAAUGCAUAUGAAAGAAAAGGAACAGAUGUCACAAAAAAGCAUUUGAGUAACAAAUCCUGCCGAGAAUAUCAUCACACAUUAUUAGAUUAUCUUGAACAGUUCAAUAAUGCUUAUACUUCUGAUGUUAAAAAGUUUUCUUGGAUUUGGGUAACAGUUCUUGGGCAUAGUAAUGAAAAUGGAGUUGUUCAUGCUGACAAAGAUUUUCAUACAUAUCUUAUGAAAAAUCGACAGAAACUUGAUAAUUCCUUUGUAUUUAUACUUGGUGAUCAUGGAUUAAGAUUUGGAAAAGUAACAGAGACAAAAUUGGGUUCUCUUGAACGGAAUAAUCCAAUAACAGCUAUUUCGAUUCCAAAAGAGUUGCGAGGAUCAACGGACCUUCUUCAAAUAAUGCGAGAAAAUGCCAAGAAAUUGCAAACACAUUAUGAUACCAGAGCAACUAUGCUAGAUAUUUUGAAGGUAAUAUUUAAUAUACUUGCUCUAAAUAUUUCUUACUAAUUUUUUUACAGUAUCAAUCAAAGGCACAUUUCAUGGAUACCGAACCAAUCGAAAUACUCAAUGAAAAAGGUCAUUCUUUGAUACGCCGACAACCAAACAAUCCAAGAUCGUGUAGAACCUUACCAAUUCCGUUGGAAUACUGUAUCUGUCAAUUUAAUAAAACUGAAGAGGAUAGGUAAGUGAAAAUACAUAGAAAUUUGUGAGAAAAAAGAAAAUAUUAAUGUUUUCAUAGAAAUUCGACGAUUUCUGAGAUCAUAGGUCGAAAAGUUAUUGAAGCCGUGAAUUUGGAAUUGAAAGAUGGCGGAUUUGAUGAUGAUUGUAUCGAAAUGGUAUAUGCAGAGGUGAAUCUAAAAAUAUAAACUUUAAAAUUAGAAAAUAUCGAAAUUGUGAUUGAAAACUGUACGUCUUUCCUAUCGAAAAUAUCAAUUUAAAAACCAAUAAAAAAUCUCAUCAGAUAUCUGAUUGAAUUUUUUCUUCAUAAAACCAGAUUUUUCAGACCUUGUCUUUGAAGAGAUUCGAGCACACAUUCCAUGGAGCACAUUUAUACACAAUUCUCGUGAAAGCAACAGAACCAAGUUUAGCAAUUUUCAAAGUGGAUGUAAAAGUCAAUGCAAAUAAUAUGUCAGAAGUCAAAGUUUUGGGAACAAUUGAACGAAGUUCAUUAUACGGGAAAACUGCUAAUUGCAUAAAAGCAGAAUUCUAUAGGCCAUAUUGUUACUGUCGUAAACAAUAG